UCAAGAAAAUCCAAUUAUUUGUGUAUAUACAUUUCCCACAUAGUGAUUACUUCAUUAAUUGUCCCGCCUUUAUCUCCUCCCUUCCCAUCCCCCCUAAUAAUCAGUUCUUUUAUCCAGACCAACAAACACACCAUAGGAGCUUUGUGGAUUCAAAGGAUUUGCUUUCGCUUCUGAAAGAGCCGCUAUUCUUUGAUGAUUGGGUAGCGGCAAACUUCAAAGCCAUAAAUCUUCCCUCUGACUGGUUGGCGGCCCAGCAAAGUCCUUAUCAAAUUCUUGGAGGUGAUCCUGGCGCAGUCAGACAGUCCGCGGAGAUCGCGCAGCGCGGGGGGGUGGGACGCGCACGGAGGCGAAGAGAUCAGAAGAAACGGGAGAGAAGAGGGGGAGAGAGAAGGAAACUGGGCAGCUUCUCAUCUUCCCCUCGGCGUCCUCAUGCCUCGGCAGUGCCCCGUCGCCUUCCCCUCGCCCCGGGCGCAGUAGCCAUGGCCGCGGUGGCUGUCCUCCGGAACGACUCCCUCCAGGCUUUCCUCCAGGACCGCACCCCCAGCGCCUCCCCAGACUUGGCCAAGCACUCGCCCCUGGCUCUUCUGGCCGCUACCUGUAGCCGGAUCGGACAGCCAGGCGCACCGCCCUCGGAUUUCCUGCCGGUCUCCUACGACCCGACGCUGGGAUCCCCCUCCAGGAUCUUCCAUCCGUGGAGCGGCGAGAUGCCGGCGCACUCCCCGGGGGGGCUUCCGCCGCCGCACCCCAGCCUGGGACUGACCCCUCAGAAGAACCACCUGCAGCCCUCCUUUGGGGGGUCGCACGAACUGCCCCUCACCCCCCCGGCGGACCCGUCCUACCCUUACGAGUUCUCCCCCGUCAAGAUGCUGCCCUCCUCCAUGGCCGCCCUGCCGUCCAGCUGCCCGCCCGCCUACGUCCCCUACGCCGCUCAGGCCGCCCUACCGCCCGGGUACUCCAACCUCCUGCCGCCCGCUCAGCCCUGCCGGCAGCUGUCGCCCAACCCGCCGCCCGAGGACAUCCCCUGGUGGAGCAUCCAGCAGGCCGGUGCCCCGGGCGGCUGCGGCCACCGCUUCCCCGCGGCCGCGGCGCUGCCGCGGAGCCUGGUGCUGGGGCACUCGGACUUCGCCCAGUACCAGACGCAGAUCGCCGCCCUCCUGCAGACCAAGUCUCCCCUGGCGGCCACGGCCAGGAGGUGCCGCCGCUGCCGCUGCCCCAACUGCCAGUCGGCCGCGGGCAGCGCCCCGGAGGCGGAGCCGGGCAAGAAGAAGCAGCACAUCUGCCACAUCCCCGGCUGCGGAAAGGUGUACGGCAAGACCUCGCAUCUGAAGGCGCACCUGCGCUGGCACACGGGCGAGCGGCCCUUCGUCUGCAACUGGCUCUUCUGCGGGAAGAGCUUCACCCGCUCCGACGAGCUGCAGCGGCACCUGCGGACUCACACGGGCGAGAAGCGCUUCGUCUGCCCCGAGUGCGGGAAGCGCUUCAUGCGCAGCGACCACCUGGCCAAGCACGUCAAGACCCAUCAGAACAAGAAGCUGAAGGCGGCGGCGGACAGCGUCAAGCGGGAGGACAGCCGCGACCUGUGACCGCCGGCAUCAGCCCGGGACCGCCGGCGGCCGCCGCCCCUGAGGGCCGAGCCGAGCGGCGGCGGUACCCGGGCUGGGGGUGCUCCGCCACCGGGGGUGGGGCGGCGGCGGCGGGG
Messenger RNA from Empidonax traillii (willow flycatcher), 1699 nucleotides. It is a transcript of the gene SP5, whose product is annotated as Sp5 transcription factor. Gene Ontology annotation, biological process: regulation of transcription by RNA polymerase II. The transcript is spliced from 2 exons. Bases 480 to 1583 code for a protein of 367 amino acids. Gene Ontology annotation, molecular function: RNA polymerase II cis-regulatory region sequence-specific DNA binding; DNA-binding transcription factor activity, RNA polymerase II-specific. NCBI's taxonomy places the organism in Eukaryota, Metazoa, Chordata, Aves, Passeriformes, Tyrannidae. The record is from RefSeq and is a predicted model, not a curated record.